Molecule: messenger RNA, 1128 nt
Organism: Cokeromyces recurvatus
Lineage: Eukaryota; Fungi; Mucoromycota; Mucoromycetes; Mucorales; Mucoraceae
Exons: 3
Coding region: 1-1128 (375 amino acids)
Cellular component (GO): plasma membrane
Source: RefSeq, a predicted model, not a curated record
AUGCCAACAAAGAGAAGUGAAGCGACACCGACGACUCCUCCUUAUCAUCCAAUUGUUAAACGUGAUGUCGAAGAUACGCUUAGUUUAUAUGAAUUUUGGGCAAAUGCUUGUAAUCAUGAUGAUAACUAUGCUCAUGUAGCUGUAUCGGGUGUAAAUAAUCUUUGGCAAACAGUAACAAGUACUGUCUAUUGUGGUAAUGGUCAACUUAGGACGGUGACGAAGACGGUUACUGCCAGGGCAACUGCUACUGUCACCAAAAAAGGGGGUGGUAGUGGAAGUAGUAGUAACCAUGGUUCUAAACCAUCUUGUGAUGCUAAAUGCUGGAGUACAUAUUUAUGGCGUAAAGUAUAUAAAAUUCGAUUGCCUUCAUUAUUAUUCAUACUAACUCAUAUAGAUACAUAUAUAGAUACAUAUGGUUAUGGUAUUUCUGUUGCUCAGGGCUUUACUGGUAUCGUUAUGAUGCUUAUUGGCAUUUACUUUUUAAUAUUUGGCUUCAGUUCUUUUAGAGGCACUUUAGCAGCUGUUGGCUUUGUAUUUUUUGCCCUUAUGACAUGGAUUGGUCUUGUUAAUAAUGAGCCAAUGUAUGGUUAUCCCCAUAAUGAAAUUGUCUAUACAUGCGUUAGCGUUGGACUUGGACUUGUAGGUGCUUUCUUAUUUAUUUUUCUUUAUGGUAUUUCUAUCUAUUUCAUUGGUGGAUUAGCUGGUCUUUUCUUGGCCGUCUUCAUUCUCUCUUGGAAAGAAAACUUGGUUAUUCAACUUCAAAUUGCACGUAUCUGUUUUAUAAUUGGUAUGGGCAUCAUCUUUGUUAUCUUAAUUAUUUUAGCAGAGAGUUAUUCUGUCAUUUUUUGUACUGCCUUCAUUGGCGCUUUCCUCUUCAUUCUCGGUCUAGACUUAUUUAUUCAUACUGGCUUAAUCAAUAGUUUCCUUAGUAUAUUUGAUGGGAAUCGAUAUCACUUGAAUGUAUACAUGAUACGGACACCAGUCUAUAUAAUGCUUGCAUUUAUCAUUGUGUUAACAUUAAUUUCCUUUGGUUGGCAAUACUAUUGGAACGUUGUUAAGAGAGAGAAACAAUUUGGUGUACAUAUUAAAGAAGUAAAAGAGCCUGUUGAAGAUGAAAAGAAAUGCUAG